Molecule: messenger RNA, 2204 nt
Organism: Syzygium oleosum
Lineage: Eukaryota; Viridiplantae; Streptophyta; Magnoliopsida; Myrtales; Myrtaceae
Product: chaperonin 60 subunit beta 2, chloroplastic-like
Exons: 14
Coding region: 84-1757 (557 amino acids)
Biological process (GO): protein refolding
Cellular component (GO): chloroplast stroma; cytosolic ribosome
Molecular function (GO): ATP-dependent protein folding chaperone; ATP binding
Source: RefSeq, a predicted model, not a curated record
UGUCGAAAGUCGCUGGAAACCCUAAGCGCGCUCCCUCUCCCUCCCUCCCCGUCUCCCUUCGCCGCCGGAGCCUUGAGGAGUAAAUGGCGUCAACUUUCACGGCCAUGUCCUCAGCUGGCACUUUGGCUGCUCCUGGCAAUCGUGUGAUGGAUAAGAAACUAGCAACUUCACUGGACAAGUUGUCUUCUGUUUCUUCCAUUUCUUCUUCCUCUACAUUUGGUAGAAGGCGGAGCGUCAGCCUAAGGAAAUCACGGGAGCCCAAAAUCUGUGCCAUGGCAAAGGAUUUGUACUUUAAUAAGGAUGGAUCAACUAUCAAAAAGUUGCAAACCGGAGUAAACAAGCUUGCAGAUUUAGUUGGGGUUACUCUUGGUCCGAAGGGAAGAAAUGUUGUCCUGGAGAGCAAGUAUGGUUCCCCAAAAAUUGUUAAUGACGGUGUCACGGUGGCGAAAGAGGUUGAGCUAGAGGAUCCCGUUGAAAACAUCGGUGCCAAACUAGUGAGGCAGGCAGCUGCAAAGAACAAUGACUUGGCUGGUGAUGCUACAUCAGAUGGUACAACAACAUCAGUUGUUCUUGCACAGGGUCUUAUUGCUGAAGGUGUCAAGGUGGUUGCUGCAGGGGCAAACCCUGUCCUCAUUACUCGUGGCAUUGAGAAAACAACCAAGGCUCUUGCGGGUGAGUUGACAUCAAUCUCAAAGGAGGUCGAGGAUAGUGAAUUGGCAGAUGUUGCUGCCGUUAGUGCAGGAAAUAACCAUGAAGUUGGAAAUAUGAUAGCUGAAGCCUUGAGUAAAGUGGGUCGGAAGGGUGUUGUGACUCUCGAAGAGGGAAAAAGCGCUGAUAACAGCCUUUACGUUGUUGAAGGAAUGCAAUUUGACCGUGGUUACAUCUCGCCUUAUUUUGUUACUGAUAGCGAGAAAAUGGCUGUUGAGUAUGAGAAUUGCAAGUUGCUUCUUGUUGAUAAGAAGAUAACAAAUGCAAGGGAUCUGAUUAAUGUCUUGGAAGAUGCUAUUAGAGGUGGUUACCCCAUAUUGAUCGUCGCAGAAGACAUUGAACAGGAAGCCUUGGCAACUCUUGUCGUGAACAAACUGAGAGGAGCUUUGAAGAUUGCUGCCAUUAAAGCUCCUGGAUUUGGAGAGCGCAAAAGUCAAUACCUUGAUGACAUUGCUAUAUUGACAGGAGGGACUGUCAUUAGAGAGGAGGUGGGCCUUACCCUGGAUAAAGCUGACAAGGAGGUGCUAGGGCAUGCUUCAAAGGUGGUGCUUACAAAGGACACAAGUACAAUUGUUGGUGAUGGAAGCACCCAGGAAGCAGUGACUAAAAGGGUCGCUCAGAUUAGGAAUCUUAUUGUGGCUGCGGAGCAAGAGUAUGAGAAAGAAAAGCUCAAUGAAAGGAUUGCAAAACUCUCUGGUGGUGUUGCUGUCACACAGGUCGGAGCACAAACCGAGACAGAGCUAAAAGAAAAGAAGUUGAGAGUUGAAGAUGCUCUCAAUGCUACUAAGGCUGCUGUUGAGGAGGGAAUUGUUGUUGGUGGUGGCUGCACUUUGCUGAGACUUGCAUCAAAAGUUGAUGCCAUCAAGGACACGCUAGACAAUGAUGAAGAAAAGGUUGGGGCAGACAUUGUUAAGCGAGCUUUGAGUUACCCUCUGAAGUUGAUCGCCAAAACGCAGGUGUUAAUGGAAGUGUGGUCAGUGAGAAGAUUCUCUCGAGUGACAAUCCUAAGUACGGAUAUAAUGCUGCAACCGGCAAAUAUGAAGAUUUAAUGGCUGCUGGAAUCAUCGAUCCCACUAAGGUGGUUCGGUGUUGCUUGGAGCAUGCAGCUUCUGUGGCAAAAACGUUCUUGAUGUCAGAUUGUGUAGUCGUAGAGAUCAAGGAGGCUGAACCAAUUCCGGCAGGCAAUCCCAUGGACAACUCAGGCUAUGGAUAUUGAGGGAUUUGAGGAUAGAGAGAGUAAAUAAAUCUUGAACCUUCUCUCGGAAGAAGUACAUUAGAUGGCAAUGGCAUCUCGGUUGUCUCUUCUUCGCCUCAUUUUUGUAAAUUAAGUCGAUUGAUGACGUGACUAGGCUAAAGCUAGUGUUGCGGGUAGUGCGCAAUUUUGCAAUAUAAAUGUAUGCUUGCAACAAUUUUUGGACUAGGGAAAUCUUCUUUUCUUGAGUUACUCUCUCGUUCAACGACAAUCUCAUCGCGUGUAAUGGAUUGAUUCCUCGUCC